AUGAAAAUAUUUAAAAGGAAGAAAACGAUAGAAGGAAGAACAAAUUUUGAUAAGGUUCAUAAUGUACAAAUAUAUGGAGAAAAUCAAAUACAUUGUAAUGGGUCCUUGAUAUCAGGACCCGCCUUUUUAACAGUGGUAUCAUCCUUUCUUAUGAUAUUCAUCCCUGUAGCUAUUUUUCAUAUCUUUACAUCAACGUGGUUAUUUGAAAAAGAAAUAUAUUAUGUUUCUAUUGUCAACUUAUUUUUUUUUAUCCUAACUAUAUACACAUUUUUGAGAACAAGUUUUAUGGAUCCUGGUAUAAUACCAAGACAAAAAUCUGUGUUGAAUUUGUACGAUGUAAUUGUGGAACAAUAUAGAGAAACACAGCCACCCAGACAAAAGGAGCUAUUGAUAAAUGGGAAUUUUUAUAAGUUAAAAUAUUGUUAUACAUGUAAUAUAUAUAGAGGUAUAAGGACUGUUCAUUGUUCCAUUUGUGAUAAUUGUGUUGAAAAAUUUGAUCACCAUUGCCCAUGGGUUGGGAAUUGUAUUGGUGCACGAAAUUACAAAUAUUUUGUUUAUUUCGUUUUUAAUUUAUAUGUUUUGAUAUGCAUUACAUUAAGUGCUAGUAUUUAUAAAUUAGUUGUGUGUGUAAAUUUGUUAUCAAAGGAAGGAUAUAAUUCAGAAAAGAUUUUUAUACACAUAUGGAGAUUUGCUUCUGAUAGUAUAAUAUUAAUUAUAUAUACUAUUUUAACAUUAUGGUUUGUUGUAGGUUUAUUAUGUUAUCAUAUAUAUACUAUUGUAACAAAUCAAACAACAUACGAACAAAUAAAAACUUUUUAUCAAAAUGAUAAUCCAUUUAAUAUUGGAGUAUUAAAUAAUAUUAAAGAAAUAUUAUUUACCAAAACUAGACCAUCUUAUAUAAAUUUUGUGAACCCUAAAUUACAAAUUAUUGAUGAAAAUUCUUAUCAUAAUAUUUUAUUAUUAAGUGAUAAGGGAGUUUCUAUAUGUGAAGGGAAUGAUACGGAUGAUAAUAACUCAUUUUAUAAUAUUAGUAAUGAAAUAAAUUAUAAAAAGAAAACUUUUAAGAAACCAAUUAAAUUAAUUAAUACACAUGAUUUUAUGUCAAAGGAUUAUCGUCUAAAUUUAUUUGAUAAUAAAAUUAAACAUAAUAAAUCUAAUCAUAUGAAAAAAAAUAAAAAUAAAAUUAAUAAAAAAAAAAAAGAUCUUAACGAAAAAAAAAAAAAAAAAGAUAUUAAUGAAAAAAAGAAAAAAGAUAUUAAUGAAAAAUAUAAUAAUACAUCUAAUAAAGCAAUAGGAAAAUCAACUCAUUAUCUUAAAAUAGAUAAAAAUUUUAGCUAUUCAAAAAUUAAAUUACCAAAGGUAAGAAAAGAUAGUGAUAGUGAAAAUGUAAUAUGUGAUAUUGAGGAAACAAAUCUGGUACCUUUAAAGAGGGUUAUUCAUUUGAAUGAAAAUUUAGGAUUACCCAUGUUUAUGAAGGAUCUAAGUAGGAAUGAAAAUAUUAAUAGAAGUGGAAGUAAAAGUAAAGAUAAAAGUAAAAGUAUAGGUGAAAAAGAAAAUAUAGGUAAAGAGGAAAGUUAUUGUAAUAUACAUAGCAAGAAUAAAUCAUAUUAUAUACAUAACAAUGAUAAUAAUAAAGAUAAGAAUAAUAUUUAUAAUAAUAUGUAUCAUGAUAAUUAUUAUAAUGAUCAUAUGUAUAAUUGUAAUAACUCUACCUUUACUACAAAAACAAAUGAACCAUCUAUAGAUAUGAACAAUGAAAGCAUAGGAAGUUAUAUAAUGGAAAACGAAAUAAAUCAUGAUCUCUGUGAUUUUAGGGUUCACGAUCUUAUGGGUAUUCAUCAAAAACGAAUGAAAGAUAAUAAUUAUAUUAUUGUUAUAAAAAAUUGGAAAGAAGAAAAUGAAAAUUAUAAAAAUAAAAUUAAAAAAAAUAAUAACACUUAUAAUGAUAGUGAUGAUAAUAAGGAUGGUAAUAAUAAGAGGGAUCAUAUUCAUAAUAAUAAUAUUCAUAAUAAUGAAUAUAAUAGUUAUGAUAAUAAUCCUAGUUAUAAUUAUUAUAUUAAUCAUAAUGAUGAAAAUGGAUAUAAAAAACAUAAUGUAGAAAAAACUAACCAAUCUGGUAAUAUUCAUCAAAACAAAAAUAUUAUGACUUAUGGUUAUAAUAAAAUAAAAUGUUUUAAUAAAAUUAUUCAUGCACAUAAUAAAAUUAAACACUCAUUUUUUUAUAAUAAAAAAGGGUUUUCCUUUAUUCAAAAUUUAAAAAAUAAAAAGGAGACAUAUUAUGUUGUCAAAUAUUCAAAUGAAAGGGAUGAACAAAUCAAUGAAGAAGCAAUAUUAAAAAAAAAUAAAAAGGAUAAAAUGAGAAACGAUGAAAUGUUACAAGGAAAAGAUAUAAAAGAUGAUCAAGAAGAAAUAUAUUAUUAUAAUGAAGAAAAAUAUAAUAAUGAUGAAAAGAAAUAUUAUAAUGAUGAAAAGAAAUAUUAUAAUGAUGAAAAGAAAUAUUAUAAUGACGAAGUAAAAUAUCAUAAUGAUGAAGAGAAAUAUAUAAAUCACGAAGUAAAACAUCAUAAUGAUGAUGAUCAUUAUUAUGAAAAUAUUGAAAAUAUUCAUAAAUUAAAAUAUCUAAAUAAAUUUUUAUACGAUGAAAAUAAAAAUGAACUUAAAAAAUAUAAACAGAAUAAUAUAUAUUGUAAAAACAUUUUUACUAAAAAUUUUUUUUGUGAAUGUAUGGAUGAAUGUUGUUGUAACGGUGGUUAUGAAAAUGAGUUAAAAAAAGAAUGCAUUUAUAAUAAGUCGUCACUUAGUGAUAAUACUAGUAUGGAUUCUCACGUUAUGAAGGUGAAAAGGAAAAAGAAAAGUAAUUAUAAGGAGAAAACAAAAAAAAUAAACGAUGAUGAUAAUCAUAAUGAUGGUGAUAAGGGAUUGAAAAAUGAUACUAGUAAAAAAAAUAAAAAAGAAAAACAAACAAAUAGACAUACUGAAACUCAGAACAAUAAAGAACUUAAUCAACAUGUUCAAAUUAUUCCUGAUGAUGAGUAUAUCCAAUAUAUUAAAUAUAUUGAUGAUAUGAAAAAGAAAGAUAGUUCUUUGUCUCAUCCUAAUGAUGUAAUUAUUAAUAUAUAUAGGAAUAAAUACGAUGAAAGGAAAAAGAAAAAAAAAAUUAAGUUUAUUUUAAAUAUAAGUAGAAAAAAAAAAAAAAAAAAAUUAUCAAGCAAUAAUAAUAUUUACCAUAAUAGUUUUAAUAAUAAUAGUAAUAAUAAUUUGUUAAAAAAAAAAGAAGAAAGAAGGAAACGAAAAUAUAAAAAGCUUUAUAGAAUUUCGCAACUACUAAAAAGAAGAAAAAAGAAAAGUGAAUUUUAUAACCUUAGUAAAUUAUAUUAUUUGGAUAGUAGAAAAUUGUAUAAAUGGAAAUAUAAAAAUCAUUUAUUAAGACAAAAAAUUAAAUUAUUAUCUAAAUCAAAUGAAAAUAUACAUUUGUGUUAUAAUAACAAAGAUUAUUCAAAUUAUGAAAAUUAUAAUUUUAGUAAUGAUAAUAUCUUAAACAAGAAAAAUGAUAUUAAUAUAUUUAAUAAAAAAUUGAAAUAUCUAUCCAAAUAUGAUAAAAUGAAGUUAAUCAAUUAUUUAAUUUAUAAACAUAAACAAGAUAAAAUGCGUUCAGAUUUAAAAAAGAAAAGCACAGCAUCCAAAAUUUUUUAUUUCUUUACAUCCUUUGCUCUAAUAAUUAAUUGUAUACAUAUACCACCUAAUAAUGAUAAUGACUGA
Messenger RNA from Plasmodium gaboni, 3759 nucleotides. RefSeq names its product putative palmitoyltransferase. The transcript is spliced from 5 exons. Bases 1 to 3759 code for a protein of 1252 amino acids. Gene Ontology annotation, cellular component: endoplasmic reticulum; Golgi apparatus. Gene Ontology annotation, biological process: peptidyl-L-cysteine S-palmitoylation; protein targeting to membrane. Lineage: Eukaryota; Apicomplexa; Aconoidasida; Haemosporida; Plasmodiidae. The record is from RefSeq and is a predicted model, not a curated record. Gene Ontology annotation, molecular function: protein-cysteine S-palmitoyltransferase activity.